AUGUUUUCAAUCACAGAUAUUGAGAAGGCAGCAGAACUUAACAAGCAACAAUCAGAGGUUUCAUUUACCACUAACGAUGAAGAAAAAUUGUUUGGUGGUGAAGUAUCUACUCAUGACGAAUCAAUUAAUGAUGAUCAAGACGUUGCCUUAAGGUUUUUGAAACAAAAUCACAUUACUUUUGAUCAAUUGUCUGAAGAUGAUUUGCAAAAUAAUAAUAUUCCUAUUGAUGAAACAAAAGUGAUCUUUUAUGGUUCUCAUAAAACUAAUCUAAAAAUAAUAAGAAAAGUAGACUAUGUAAUCUUACCAUUUUUGUGUCUAACUUAUCUUUUCAUGUUUUUAGAUAAAGCUCUGUUGAAUUAUGCUGCUUCAAUGGGUAUUAAGAGAAAUUUGAAGGGUAACGAAUUUUCUAAUUUAGGUACUAUUUUUUCAGCUGCUUAUAUCUUUAUGGAGCCUGUCGUCACCUAUAUUAUUCAAAGGUAUCCUGUUUCUAAAGUUAUGGGUAUUUUCAUCACAAUUUGGGGAAUAGUUCUUGCCUGUCAUUCCGCAUGCAAAACAUACGCUUCUUUGAUGAUUGUAAGAACUUUAUUAGGUUUUUUUGAGGCCUCCUCUGCUGUCGGUUGUAUCACAAUCAGUGGCAUGUACUAUACUAAAUCAGAACAGAGUGCAAGAAUUGGUUUUUGGGCUACACAAGCAGGCACUGGUUAUGUUGUUGGCGGAUUGAUAUCUUUUGGAUUUCAACACUAUCAUAGUGAACACUUCACGUCUUGGCAAAUCAUGUUUCUUGUUGUCGGAUUAGUCACUGUUGCAUUUGGUCUCUUAACUUUUUUUUAUUUGCCUGAUAACGUAACAAACGCAUGGUUUUUAACACAGGAGGAGAAAUUGGAAGUUGUGGGACAUAUUAGAGCUAACCAAACCGGAUUGGAGACUAAGAAGUUUAAAAAACACCAAAUCAAAGAAUUAUUUUUUAAGGAUAAGUUAACUUGGUCAAUGCUUUUACUAACUGCAUGUUCUCAAAUAAGUACUGGUGCUAUUGGUACAUUUUCUGUUACAAUUACAAGUACUUUUGGUUUUGAUGGUUAUAGGUCCGCUUUAUUACAAUUGCCAAUUGGUGGCUUAGUCGCCUUAAUCAUCAUCAUCACUACCCAGAUGAUCUCCAAAUGGGGUCAAUUGACACUGAUCACUACAUUGAUGUAUAUCCCAGCAGUUAUUGGUGCUAUUGUUUUGAUUACUUUACCAUUAUCACAUUCCGUUGGCAAUCUAUUAGGGUUAUAUCUAAUUUACAGUGGUUCAUGUGUCAUCACUAAUAUUUAUAUCUGGAAUUCAUGUAAUACCUCGGGUUACACAAAAAGAAUCUUUAGAAAUGCUGUUACUAUGGUUGUGUACAACAUUUCAUGUAUUGUGGCACCUCAAAUGUUUAGAGUUAAAGAUGCACCAAUGUAUAUGCCAGCUAAGAUUACGCUGUUAGUUACACAAGCAGUUUGUAUCCCAUUGCAGUUAUUUGUUGGUUACUUAUGUCAUAAAGAAAAUACUAAAAGAGAUAAGGAACAAGCAGGUAGAAAUAUUGAGAAAUACAAAUUCGCUGAUUUGACUGAUAUUGAAAAUAGAAGUUUUAGGUAUAUUGUCUAA
Messenger RNA from Arxiozyma heterogenica, 1626 nucleotides. RefSeq names its product Thi73p (gene THI73). Gene Ontology annotation, molecular function: transmembrane transporter activity. The record is from RefSeq and is a predicted model, not a curated record. Gene Ontology annotation, cellular component: membrane. Gene Ontology annotation, biological process: transmembrane transport. The coding region runs from base 1 to 1626 and encodes 541 amino acids. The transcript has a single exon. NCBI's taxonomy places the organism in Eukaryota, Fungi, Ascomycota, Saccharomycetes, Saccharomycetales, Saccharomycetaceae.